CCCAGAGGGAGAGAGACGCCGUCCCAGUGCUGUCGGCGUCGUCUCUUCGCCACUCAGGACAUAUUGUUAGAGUUUCUGUGGUGUGGCCUUCACUGUCGGGAGGAAUUUUGGACUAACUCGAAGACGACAUGACUUCUCCUGCGCAGCGGGUCGCCUCCCUGGCGUGUGCCGCCGUCAUCAUGCUGGUUCAUUGUAACGCAGAGCGCCUCCCUCCCCCCGCCGGCCUGUCCUACCGGUGGGUCGACGCGUUCACGGUGACCGUGUCGUGGCCGGAGCCCCGCGGCCUGCCGGCGGGAGACGUCCGGUACAAAUACCGCCUGGAGGACCCGGAGAGUCCGGUGGAGCGCACACCACUGAGACACUUCUCAGUGAACCUCCUCACAGGAGACGCAGGCUCCGGGAGCUGGACGUACCUCGUUUGGACAGUCGGUGAAAACGUGGAAGAGAGCAUCAAGGUCAACACGACCAUCGAGAGCCCGAAGCCACGAGCCCAAGUGAAGGACGUCCAAUGUUUCAUCAACCUGGACAACGAAACCAAGGCAAAGGAAAUGAACUGCUCCUGGGUGCCAGGGGACCGGGCCCUCGAUCUCUCCUUCAGGACUUGUGGGUACACCCGUAAAAGCAUCGUGGGCCUGAAGAUGUGCGAGCGGCCGUACGGAGACGCGCUGCGGAGCGGCUGCUACCUGAAAGCCAACGGCGUCACCAACAUCUGCGUGCUCCUCGAAUCCGAAGCCGGACUGAGCACCUUUAAACUGUCACCCAUGAUAGAUCCACCAGAGUUGAGCAUCGGGGAAGAAGGCGGUGACCUCAAACUGAGCUGGACGCUCCCGCCCAUCUUAAAGCAUCACCCCAGGAUAUUCUCGGUCUGCUACAGGAAGUGCGGUCACGCCGAGGUGUGCCAGGACUACACCACGAGGGGGGAGCCGGCCUUCAUGCCCUACGAUGAAAGCUGCCGCUACGAGCUGCGGUCCCGCGUCACGACGGGGCCCAGCAUCCCGCUCAUAUUCAGCCAGUUCGGCCCAGCCGUGUUUUAUGGUACCGAUCAGCCGGCUGGGAAGACGCUCCCCGUGGUCGCCGUGGUCCUCCCCCUCAUCCUGUCCGUCUGCAUCUUCCUGUCCUGCUACUGCUUCAGGAGGCACAGCUCCAUCCUCUGCCCCGUCAUACCGGACCCUUCGGUGAUAUUCAAGGAGAUGAUGAUGAACGGGAACAAAGACCUGGAGCCCACAAUGGGGAGUCUGUACACGCCGGUGCCGGAGCCCGUUGAAUCCUGCAAAGUGGACUCUGUAGCCGGCGGCGCCGUGGUGCCGCUGACCUCCUGACCCGCGGAGGAGGAGGCUCGCCGUGCGGCUGGACUCACACUCGGGGGAGAAUCCAGCGAAAGAACGUUUUUUAUGACGUCUGUUGCACAUCUGGACCCAUGUGGCGAGGAGUGCGAGCUGUGCUGACCUGACUCUGUGAAGCUGCCGUCCCAACUUCCACCACUAGAGGUCAGCACAAAACACGACAUCCAGCUGCUACUCCGAAACGCUCUGUGGACACGAAGCGGGGGAAGAACGGGUUCUCCAUGUCCGCACUGUGCUGACGGGCUCCUGUUGCUCCUGCGGAGGGAGACCAGCAUGUGGGCGGGUUUGAGUGGAUAGGAACCAGUGGGCAAGUGGCCAGCGGAGGCUGUGUUUGUUAGGAAACCGUCCUCAGAGGAGCUGCUGGGUCCCUGAACGCCACAAAUCAAACGAAAUUCCUGGAAAGUAAAAAUAUAGAGACGGCCCACUGCGAAAGGAAAUGACUGCGUGGCGUCAUGGCAACCAGGCAGGAGGCAUGAAGUGGGAAGCACGUUGGACUAGUGAUCAGGAAACGGUUCACACAACAACAGACGAGCCGAUACGUCCUGGUUUUGAACCCAAAUCCAAAAAUAAUAAUAAUACAUUUAUUUUAUAAGGUGCCUUUCAAGGCACUCAAGGUCGCCGUACAACACAUGAAAACAGUUCAAUAUGACUGACCACCGUUAGCUGCACACUUCCUUCCCUCCCUCCUUCCUUCCUUCCUUCCUUAAACCGAAAGGGAGCCGUCUCUUGUUGUUACAUGUCACGGGGGGUUGUUGGUGGUUCUCCCUCUUUUAAUGGAAAUAAAGAGAGAGUGAAAUGUGAAGUGAUGCAGCUGCUCUCGAUUACUCUUCCACGCGAGUCAACGUUACUUCAAAAUGAAAAUGGAAUUAUAAUUUCUCCACAAAUUAUAAGAAAUAAAACUAACUUCACCGACAGCUGGCAGAUAUCGUUGGUGGAUUGUAUUGUUGCUGGGCAGGUUUCUGCUUUGGGAAAUGUGAUUGUGUAACUUUACACCCACAAAAAUAUCAUAUUUGAGUUUCAGCUAAUGGCUUUAUUAAUGUUUCUGGAUCUUAUUAUCAUGAUAAUUUAUAGUUGUUAUAAAACUGUGAAUAAUAAUGAUGAUCAAUCCAUUUGGCUGUCGUCUAUCAACAUUUAUAAUGCAGAUUACUUUUAUUUUUACAGAAAUAAACCCCCGUUAAACAUUGCUGACUUGUACUCAACAUGAAGAUGAAGAGAAAGAAGUAUAUAGAAUUUUAAUAAAUACUUAAUUGGAAAUAACAGUGAAGAUUUUAAAAGAAAAUAGAAUUUGGAGAUAGAAAGAUAAAAAUAUAUAUGAAAUUUCAGGACAGAGAACACCUUAUUUAAAGAGUUCAUACUUGAUUUCUUGGUGUUUAUAAGUGUGAUAUCUUCUGUAGAUAUUAUUUAAAGUCAGACAUUGGGUGGUGACUUUAGUUAUUUGAUAUUCAAAUGAUUAUAUUGAAUCAAUAGAGAUGUUUGAUGUUAUAAUAUAUGUAUUUGUAAACACAAGUGAAAUAAAUGGUUCACAAUUGCAGAAGUUACAUUUGUCUUCAAUAUUCCUAUUUUAAAUAUCCUCCUGGGAACUGAGAGCAAAUAAUGUCUCCCAACUUCUUAUUUUUUGUGAUUACCUGUUAAGAGUUAAAUAAACAUCUUACAAUUUAAACAUUUAGAAAAUUAUUUUGAUUUUAAAUUGUAAUUUUCGUGUUAAAAGGCACAAAAAUAUAGAAUAUAAAAAAACAAAUGUCUUGAGUGAUAUUAAAUAAUACAUUAAACUUGAUUAUUAAACUAAAUAAUUCAUCAUCUGGAUUGUUUUGCUUGUUGGUUGGAGGAUGUAGAACAUUUUAUAUUAAAACUGAAUGUCUGUAGUCCAGAAUAAUUUAGAAUAGAUAUGUUUAUUCUAAUUUGGAUUGCCUAAACUAAUCUUGUUAUUCUUCAUUUAUUAUUUUGCAUGUUUUAAUUUUAGCCGUGAUAUUCCUGGAAAUAUCGAGGAAUAUGAUGCAUGUGGUACACCUCCUAUACAAUGUUGAGUCAUUAAAUAUUGUUGCAUUUUG
This is a messenger RNA of Pseudoliparis swirei, 3391 nucleotides long. RefSeq names its product interleukin-13 receptor subunit alpha-1-like. The record is from RefSeq and is a predicted model, not a curated record. The transcript is spliced from 10 exons. NCBI's taxonomy places the organism in Eukaryota, Metazoa, Chordata, Actinopteri, Perciformes, Liparidae. The coding region runs from base 129 to 1319 and encodes 396 amino acids.